UGAAUUACCAUAUUCGAGGUAAGAAUACCGCAUCUUCGCAAAUAGAACCGGCCCCUGCGUCGAAGUGGCUGGAGCGGAUUCCGCGGGCCGACACCGAAAGAGCGAUAGUGAAGUGCGUUCGAAGCACUGAUAGCGGUGCGCUGAGGUGCGCGACGUGCAGCGCCGCUCUACGGGGAUGGCUCACGCGAUAGAUGGGGUCCGGCCUCCACAGAAGACUAUAGGACGUUGGAGAAAUGCCACGAAGGAGAGGGGCGAAGGCAACUUCGCUAUGCUUCGCUCGUCUGGAAACAAUAAAAAACGUCAAAAAACAAAUAUUUUUUUGUAUAACUUAAAUGAAAUUCUAAGGAGACAAAAGUCUAGAGAAUGAAAGCAGAUAGUACUGAGAAUUCGUCUGAUAAGGAAUGUCAGGGAAAGGUAGACGAAGAGGAUGCAGAGUCUCGUUUUUCUGUUGGAGCAGAUGACACAAGAAAUGGUAGUGGCAAAGCACCUGAUUUAAACAAGUCUGUGGAGACUGAGGCUCGGUUUAGGAAAGUGCUACCUCGAAUAACGCUGAAGAAACGGAGGGCCAUCCAUAUACAGACAAAAAAUCAAGGGCAGUCAAAACCUGUUUUUGUCUGGCCGUUUGAGCCGUCAAACUCUUUUGGGGUGGGAAAGCUGACUAACAUGGUUAAGACUUGGACUGCCUCUGAAAAUGAUGAGAAGUUGAAUAAUGUACCUCAGUCUAACCCGUGCCAACCUGGCGAAGAAAAUACGUUGAUUCAAAUUUUUCAACAAGAUGACCAUGCCGAAUUGGAAAAAAACCUCGAACAAGAUAUCUCUCGUGGUAAUUCGGAUGUGCUGAUUUACCCGGUGCACAAACCUAUAAGAGCCAAAGAUUUGAUAAUUCAGAAGGAAUCAAUAUCGAAGAGGCGGAUAUCAAUAUCUGAUCCGUCUAUAAGGGUUUCGAAAAACUCUUUUGAGUCCCUUCCAACCUACACACGAUCCGAUUAUAGAGCCAAUCAUCCGCUGAAGGUACGCACUUCCACCAAUUCUCUCAGAGACAGGUUUCAGUCGUUUUUCGUCCGAAAGGGCUCCCCAGACAGAAAAAAUGAGCUGUUUCAGAGCUUGAACGAAGACAGCUACAAGAGCGGCUUGAAUAACGCGCUGCAAACAGAUAAGGAUAGCAUUGGAACCAUAGAGGUGGGGCCAAUGGCUUGCGGGUCUUCGAGCAGUAUGUUGAAGUUGUCGAGCGAAAGCAUCGAUCGAACGGAUUGGCUCGCUCAGUGCAUACGCAAUUGUGCAAAUAUCGCGAUAGUGCGCGAGCGGUGCUAUCCUCUGUUUCGAGCAACGAGUUUUGCCAAUAUGUUCAACAGCGGCGUCGAUAGAGUGGUGAUAAACACGAGCGAAAUCAUUCAGCUCGUUAUGCAAUAUUUUGACUACGAAGGAUUGCAUGAUGUACUGGAAACGUUAGAGUUUGAAUCGAAGAUCACUUUCGACACUAAAGUAACACUACACGAACUGCAAGAUGCCAGACUCGUGACGUUGCUGAUGAUUGUGCUGAAGAAUACAGACGACUUGUGGAGCACAGCCAUAUGUUACAAAAACUUCGAGACUUUGAAUACAGAGCGGCAGGGAAGCGGCACCCUGAUUGCCUCUCACAGAACGACGACAAGACUCAAUUCUAUACUCAGUUCCUUCAAGCUGAUAGCAAUCGAACCCUCACCGAGGCACCUCGACAUUGCGUCAGACGACGUCAAUAUAUGGGAGGAGCCGAUGGACGGAAAUCUAAUUUUGGACCAAAAUACUGGACAGAUCGUCGCCGGUACGCUGAACAAGCUGAUCCAACUGCUAACGCCAAGGCUGGACGUUGAUUUUUAUUACACCGAUGCAUUUCUGACGACAUACCAACUCUUCUGCACCUCCAAUAUGUUGUUUCGGAAAUUGGUACAGCGCUAUAACGUACCAUACAUGGCGGGCAUUCCACAGCAUCGAUACAAGAGCUUCUGCAUGCCGUUCCAAGUGAGGGUGAUCAACAUUUUAAAAAAGUGGAUUGAGGAGUUUUAUACGGAUUUUGACCACAAUCUUUUGAACGACUUUCACGAAUUUUGCAUAACCUGUAUCAAGCCUUCUUAUCCGAAAUACGCCUAUUUAUUGUUAAAACUGAUAGAAGAGCGCAGUUCCAAGGUAUCCUCACGCUCCUUCAGCACCGUCUUCACCUACUCCGAAGAGCCGCCUCGGCCCAUCCUUCCCAAAAACAUUUUCUGGCCGAAUUUGACCAUCGACGACAUCGACGAAGAGGAGAUCGCUCGGCAACUCACUCUGAUCGAAUUCGAGGGGUUUUACAAAAUUCAGGGGUCAGAGCUGUUGCACCAGUCGUGGAACAAACCUAAGCUGAAGCAUCGAGCGCCUCACGUCUUGGAGGUAAUCGAGCGCUUCAACUCCAUCUCCGAGUGGGUCGCGACCAAAAUGCUCCUGGUGAAGAAACUAAAAGACCGCGUGAAGACGCUGUCCAGGCUGAUCAACAUUGCCGACCACCUGAAAAAAAUGAGAAAUUACAGCACUUUGAUGGCAUAUUUGGCGGCAUUUCGUAGCACGCCGAUCGAAAGGCUCAAACGCACGUUUGACGAGCUGCAGCCAAAAACUAAAGAAACGCUCGCCAACCUACUAGAAUUCAUGAAUGUAAAUGAUCAAUACUCCACCUACUUGCGCGAAUUAGAAAACCCGAAGCUACCCUGCAUCCCAUUUCUGGGCCUCUACCUGACAGAACUCACAUAUGCGGAAGAGUCCGCGGAGUCGAGCAAGCAGGGACUGAUUAAUUUCAGCAAGUGCAGAACAAUUUACAAAAUCAUAGCCCAGAUUCGAACUUUUCAACAAACUGGGUACAACUUCUUGCACAUUUAUCAAGUGCAAAAAACCUUCAAUCAAUUUCAACCCCGCUAUUCAGAAAAGGAGAUGUACAACAUGUCGUGGCUCAUCGAAUCGCGGUUAUGA
Molecule: messenger RNA, 2970 nt
Organism: Schistocerca gregaria
Lineage: Eukaryota; Metazoa; Arthropoda; Insecta; Orthoptera; Acrididae
Product: ras guanine nucleotide exchange factor A-like
Exons: 1
Coding region: 364-2970 (868 amino acids)
Biological process (GO): positive regulation of GTPase activity; Ras protein signal transduction
Cellular component (GO): plasma membrane
Molecular function (GO): protein binding; guanyl-nucleotide exchange factor activity
Source: RefSeq, a predicted model, not a curated record